This is a messenger RNA of Solanum lycopersicum (tomato), 1370 nucleotides long. RefSeq lists its product as uncharacterized. The record is from RefSeq and is a predicted model, not a curated record. NCBI's taxonomy places the organism in Eukaryota, Viridiplantae, Streptophyta, Magnoliopsida, Solanales, Solanaceae.
CACCUAAUAUUCGUAACAUUUUGCUAGCUUACAUAAUAAUGCUCUUGAAGUAUUUAUUACUUAUUUUUUUUUUAAAAAAAAAACUCAUUAAUUCUUGAAAAAAUUAUUUAUGCUCCUACCAAACACAUCCCCCAAGUAAAGUCUUCAAAAUCUGACUACCGUAAAGACAAAUUAGUAUGGAUGCUGAAUUAUUAAUGAGAAUAGACGAAUCCGAUCCGUUACAUUAUAUCUUCCUUAAAUAUAAUACGGCACCACAUAGAAGCAAGUAUUUAUAGAAAUUAUAAGGUCGAAAACAAAAUUAUAUCAAAUCCUCCAUAUUCAGUGAAUGCAAAUUCAUCUUAAAUUAAAAAAAAAAAGCGCCAUUUUUUCACUGAACCACUACACAACACCAUGGAAUCUCAAUAUCCUUUAUUCUCCACCAUUGUUACUCUCUACACUAUUAUUUUCAUAUAUUUUCCAACGAUUGCUGCUUCUCCACUCAUCAUUUCAACCUCUCUUCUGUUACUUUCUCUGCUCAGACUCGGUGCAGCUCAGAGAAUUUCACAGAAGAACAACAAAAAACCCGAAUUCGAGAUGUUAUGUAUACAAAAUCCGCCUGAUUUUGGUGAUAGUAUCAAGUGUGAGAAUGAUUUGGUGCUUGACCCGGAUCCGGACCUGGACCCAGUUGAUUCUGAUGUGGAUUCAUCCAAUUGUGAAAAGGAUUCGGUGUUUGAACCGAAUUUGGAACAGAGAAACGAAUCCAGUGUGGACACAAGUUGUGAAAAGGAUUCGGUUCUAGAACCGGAAUCGAGACGGUUUUAUGGGGAUUGCUUUGUGGAGUGGAAUGUGAGGGCGCCAUUGGAGGUGAUAUACGAAGCCUAUGAAGGAGAAGAAGAAGAAGACGGGGAAUAUACAGAGGAGAAGAGAGACGAAGAGUUGAGGGUUAUUGAGAAGUAUGCUUCGUUGUCGAUGUACUACCCGGAAACGGAUACGGAUACGGAUAGUUCGUCGGGCGGGGAUUCACCGGUUAUCGGAAACUGGGAUUCGCCGGAGAAUGUAUGUUUCCAGUGGGACGAUGAAGAUAGAGAAGAGUUGAUAGAGAUUGAAUUGGAUUGCAAGAGAAAUAGCGAAUUCGAGGAAGAGAAUCUAAUCGAGAUUGAUCUAAGUCCGGCGAAUUUCCCGUCGAUCCUUCAUCAUGACAGGACCUGAAAGUGCUCCUUCAGCACAAGGAACCUCUGUUAAUGGUGAUGCACACAACACUCUCUACAUACACCCUUCGGAUAGCCUUGGUAUGGUGUUGGUACCAACUCAAUUCGAUGGAACAGGAUAUAGAUCCUGGAGAAGGGGAGUUAUGCGAGCUUUGUCAGUAAAGAACAAGCUUGGAUUCAUUG